This is a messenger RNA of Spirodela intermedia, 1321 nucleotides long. Lineage: Eukaryota; Viridiplantae; Streptophyta; Magnoliopsida; Alismatales; Araceae. The record is from the annotation of a GenBank genome assembly.
AUGAUGAAGUGGAUAACGGUGAUAGUUGUGCUGGCCGUUAUUCCGGUGAUGUGCUCCGGAGACUGCCUAAAAAUCGGGUUCUACGAUAAAACGUGCCCGUCUGCGGAGAAACUGGUACGCAAGGCGGUUGCCUCCGUCUUUGCCAGCAACCCGGGAAUUGCCGCCGGACUCAUUCGCAUGCACUUCCACGAUUGCUUCGUCAGAGUAAGCAUUCUCCACCUUCUCUCUCUCUCUCUCUCUCUCUCUCUCUCUCUCUCUCUCUCUCUCUCUCUCUCUCUCUCUCUCUCUCUCCCUCUCUCUCUCUCCCUCUCUCUCUCUCUAUCUAUCUAUCUAUCUCUAUCUAUCAAUCUAUCUAUCUAUUUAUCUAUCUGUAUAUCUAUCUACAUAAAUAUCUCUAUUAUUCUCUCCUACUCACUCUUGCUCCCCCACCUCCCUCCCUCGAUCUUCUUCUUCCAUUUAUGUGACCCGAUUCCCGGCCGCAUGCACUUCAUCCGUGUCUCAAUCGACUUAGCCUUCAGAGCUUGACCGCUGAUCUCAUUCCCAGGGCUGCGACGCCUCGGUGCUCCUCAACACCACCCCGGGGAACCCCUCCGAGAAGGAUGCGCUCCCCAAUCUGAGCCUCCGCGGCUUCGAGGUGAUCGACGCCGCUAAGGCGGCCAUCGAGGCCGCGUGCCCCGACGUCGUCUCCUGCGCUGACAUCCUCACCUUCGCCGCCCGUGACAGCGCCGCCCUCGCCGGCAACAUCUCCUACCAAGUCCCCGCCGGCCGCCGGGAUGGCGUCGUCUCCAACAUCUCUGAGGUCAACCUGCCUUCCCCGUUCGCUAACGCCAGUGAUCUCAUCCGACGCUUCGCCCAGAAGAACCUGACACCCGACGAGCUGGUCACCCUCUCUGGCGCCCACUCCAUCGGGAUCUCCCACUGCGGGGCCUUCCUCAACCGGAUCUUCCGGAACGGUAGCAGCCAGAUCGACCCGACUCUGAGCCUCUCAUACGCCGAGCUGCUGCAAGCCAAGUGCACGCCCACACCGUUGGCUAAUACCACGGUGAGGCUGGACCUGAUCACCGCCGACGUCCUGGACAACAAGUACUACUUGGGGCUUGAGAAUAAUCUCGGGCUGUUCACCUCAGACCACGCUCUGACGACGGUGGCCGCCCUCAAGGCGGCGGUAGAAGUCAACGCCAGGAACCCUGCUGUGUGGGCAGAGAAGUUCAAGCGCGCCUCGGUGAAGAUGGGGCGCAUCGAGGUGCUUACGGGUAAGGAAGGCGAGAUCCGGAAGCAGUGCAGCGUCAUUAACAGCCGCCCCCGUUUGGCCGUGGAAUAA